Molecule: messenger RNA, 957 nt
Organism: Morchella importuna
Lineage: Eukaryota; Fungi; Ascomycota; Pezizomycetes; Pezizales; Morchellaceae
Exons: 3
Coding region: 1-957 (318 amino acids)
Biological process (GO): tubulin complex assembly; post-chaperonin tubulin folding pathway
Cellular component (GO): cytoplasm
Molecular function (GO): tubulin binding
Source: RefSeq, a predicted model, not a curated record
AUGGACUUUGAAGAUGACACCAAGCAGAGCUUCUAUGGGCACUUUCUUGAGAUGCAGACAGCUCUCGAGGCUCAAAUCGAGAAUCUCCCAGGCGUAGACGCCUCCGUGCGACCAGAAGCUAUAGACGCAUGCCUAGCGUCCAUAGCGCAGCUCUCGGGCGUCGUAAAGGACGCGAGCUCCUACCUGCCUGCUUAUGACCAGCGGUCGUACUCUGAGACGAUCCGCGACCUCUCUGAGAAGCUCGCAGAGAUGCGACGGUCCCUAGCACCGAAACAGAAGUUCUCGUUCAAGAACCGUAAGAAGGACACCAGCGCGGGCAUCGGCGGUGCUGUUAAAUUUUCCUCAACACAUAGCACAGAGAAGCCCGCGGCGGUCUCGGCUGUCCCCGAGGCCAAUAACCUCGUCAUAUCCCAGCAAUCCGGGAAAAACCUAUGCCCAGACCCACCAGCAGCGGCAAGCUCCUUCUCAUCACUGCUAUUGUCAGACAUUGAGGGAUGUGUGGUUUUGUUCCCAGCAGGGCGGACGUUCUUCAAGAGCGCAUCUGUGAAGGGCAUUAGCAGAUCAUUGUUGUUCCUAGGGGGUGCGGUGAAUGGGCCGCUACAUGUUACGGGAUUGAGGGAUGUGACCGUUGUGGUGGCAUGUAGGCAGUUGCGGAUGCAUGAGGCGGUGAAUGUGGACUUAUAUCUUCUGUGCACGUCAAGGCCGAUUAUCGAGGACUGCAGUGGGGUUAGAUUUGCGCCACUGGGGAAGGAGGGCUUGGGGGAGGCAUGGGAGGGGGUUCAAAGAAAUAUGUGGGACCAGGUUGACGACUUUAAGUGGUUGAAGAGUGAACAUAGUCCGAAUUGGGCGGUAUUGCCGGAGAGCGAGAGGGUGAGUGCGGAAAGGUGGGAAAAGGUUAGGGAAAUGGGGCUAGACGAGGGGUUGAAAGCCUUUGUUAACAAGAGCACUACUUUGUAG